AGCCUUUGCAGCAUCUGAAGGAGUAACAACACCAUGAGGCAACUGGUGACAUUUUUGGUCAUUUUUUCCGCUUUUUUCUCUGUCCAGGCACAGAUGAAUAAUGAGAUCUGUUCUAUGCGUAAAAAUGAAGGAACGGCUGCUGAGGGAAUCCAACCCAUGGUCUACUACUACUAUGACAACGUCACAGACCAGUGUGAUCCAUUUAUGUUCUAUGGAGCCGGUGGCAAUGCUAACCGCUUUAAUGUUGAAAAGUACUGCAUGAGAAACUGCUCAAGCAGUGGAACGGCUUUGUACCCAAUUGAUGAGAGAGAGGCAUGUCACUUCAAAAAGGAAGUCGGAAAAUGUCUGUCUAAUUACCUGCGGUAUUAUUAUGACCCCAUCCAUCGGAAAUGCAAGACGUUCUUCUGGACCGGUUGCGUCGGGAACGGCAACAGAUUCCUGGACAGUCAAGCCUGCAACAAAACGUGUUACGGGAUCGCAGAUCCUGGUGAGGGCCCUGAGGAAGAUGAGUAUGACACACCAGUUGCACUGAUUUUGGGAGUGGUCUUUGGUCUCGUUGGAACUGCCAUUCUUGUUGCCGUUAUAGUUCUUGCUCUAAAGUCAAAGGAAAAAAGGAAAAAGGCCCCCAAAGAAGACACAGCGAGACAGGCCAUGCAGGGCGACGAAGACGUGGAGACAGCACAUUAAUGCUCAUUUCUCACUGGACUGAACAUCUGGAUUGGGGGCAAAAGGUUAAAUGGUUUCUGAAUCUGCAUUGAACCCAUGUCCCACAACUACCAUUGCCUAAACAACAGCAUUUAAUUAAAGGUGUAGGUUUUUGAACAUUCUAACAUAAGAUUCCGUUACGCAACAAUUGAAGGUUCUAAAAUUCUAUGUUGAAUUCAAUGAACCCAGAUAUUCUUUAGAACGUUCAUUUCCCAACAUUCCCGUCACACCGGUGUGACGGUACUCUUUAAGGGUUAAUUCGGAACUAAACUAAAUUUUUAAGGCUACCAUUUGAACUGAGCUCAGGAUUAGUGAUCAAAUUGGACCAUGAUCAUUUUAAAAAGUGUUGUUUUAACAUUUCAACAUUACUUUUGUAAAGGUUAGUUUGGUUUAAUUCAGCUUGUCUUAUUUUGUGUGUAAUGAUGUUUUUAAUCAUGCAGGUGUGAAGCCCUUGACACUUUUGUUUAGAACUAAAUUAACAUUUUGAGCGUUCUAUUACUUGGAUACAAAUGUGUGUGUUUUUUUUUAUUAAAUAAAACCAGAAACUAUUUUUCAUUACAGUGAAGGGCAAGGAUUUUUUUAAUUAAGUGACUAGAGAAACACCAUAACCAGUUGCUUUGUGCAUUGGCUUCAUUAACAUGUGAUAUAGAGUGUCUCUUUUAUGUGUUUUUUAAGUGCUUUCUCAUUCUUUCCCAAUAAAUGUCACGAUACCACCUCAA
Molecule: messenger RNA, 1424 nt
Organism: Alosa alosa (allis shad)
Lineage: Eukaryota; Metazoa; Chordata; Actinopteri; Clupeiformes; Clupeidae
Product: BPTI/Kunitz domain-containing protein
Exons: 6
Coding region: 34-687 (217 amino acids)
Molecular function (GO): serine-type endopeptidase inhibitor activity
Source: RefSeq, a predicted model, not a curated record